AACCGCCGGAUCCAUAUCGCUACACAGGGCCUCUAUACACAAACCAUACUCACACAACUCGAAAGAAAAGAAAAUAAGACUCCCAGUCGUGAUGCCGGGCGUCCGGAAUCAUCCUUACGAGACCCAUUUCUACUGUGCUCUCUGCGGGGGCCCGUUUGCCCAGGUCUUUCGUACUGCCGUCCACCCGGCGCACUCGAGCAAUGCCAAUCCUGACGGCGGCGGCGGCAGCAGCAGCAUCUGCACGGCAACGCCCCCUCAAGGGCUCUCGAAGCAGGCUCCCGAUCCAGAAGAUCUUGACAGCAGCAACGAGUUCAACUUCGUCGGGAAGAAUGCUGUGAUACCGGAAGACGUGAUUGUCGAGAAGGGUAUGGGAUAUGCAGCACGGCGGAGGCGGCAGCUACGGCUUCGAGCCCAGCCCCGGCACGUCGCGGGUGAAGGCAAGGCUGCCGUGCGACAGGCGUACGAUGGCGACCUGAUAUCCGUCAGACAGAUGAAAUGGACCAAGAAUCUGCGAGCCCUGAUCCACAACGAGGCGGCCAACACCCCUGCCAACUGGCAGCGAUACACCGAGGUCGGCGAGCAGGUUUUCCUGACCGGCCGAGGUCUGAUACGCCAGAGCGACAACUGGGCGGACGCAUACGCCUCCGUCGACGAUGAGGACGGUGGAAACCCCGAAUACCCCAUCUUCUCGGAAUCCGACCUCUUGCGGAACACGUACGGAUUCCACGUCUACCAGGAACUCGGCGGCACCCACGUCCAGAGCUCCAUCUCGUCGAUUCCCUUCCACGACGAAUGCUGGUCGCUGCUGGACUGGGCGAUCGAGGUGACCGGCGACGAGAAGGGCAUCGACGGCAUGAACGAAGACAUCGACUACGAUCACAUGUGGGGCUACCUCCGCAGCCUGGUCGCCAUCAGCGGACGCAGGCAGCAGGCCGAUCAGACCAAUGCUGUGCUCCGCGAAGGCACGACCAGGAAGGAGAUCGUCACGCGAUUGGGCGAAGUGAAUUACCGAGAAGCACAGGGGAGUGGCGAGGGAUGGAAGUGGAGACACGAGGACGGAUGUCAUUGGCUGGCUGCAGAUCCUUCGAUGAUUUCCGUGCGUGAUCACCCGCUGAAGCUUCUCCCGAACCAUGAUCCGCUACCGAUGGCACCGCGCGCAGCCCUCGUGGAUCCGUUCUCGAGCCUACCGCCGGAGGUGAUCCUGGAGAUAUGGAGUUACCUCUCUUCUUCGGACAUAUUCAGUCUCAAGAUUGCCAGUCCCGACGCUCUCAACGUUGAGCUCAGGCCGAGUUACUACCGCCGUUUCCUGAAGCAAGAAUUCAAAUACCUACCGACGCUCGCCCCGGAAAUCGGAAGGCACGAGGAAUACAUCAAACGUGGCAUACCGAGUUCGAUCGAUUGGCGAGGGAGCUUCGAAAGGCUACGACGCCUCAUCCGUACCCCCAGGCUUCCGGAGAAUGCCAGUGACGAAGAUUACAGGAGAGAAUGGGACAGGAUCGAUAUCGGGCUGAAGAAUCGGAAUCGCAUUUGGAAGAUCGUCAAGCCGAUCGCGGAAACCCUGGUCGAGACGUCGACCUAUGCCAUGCGUACCCUCCUCGGAGCACCCGGUGAUGCGGCCAAGCAGACGAGCGUCGUGAGGGGGUACGUCGGCGCCAGAUCCGGUAGGGAAGGUACGGUCAACACGGCGUACAUUGGGAAUCGGGGCCGUCUGCCCGAGUGGAUGGAACCCGAAGACGAGGAUGAGAAGGAGGAAACGGUCAACAUCAAAGCCGAGAAGGUCCGCUUCUGGUGCGAUGGGCCGACGGGCGUGUUCUGCGGCCUGGAAUUCUCUGUCCACGACGAGGAACUGGGAUCCGACACACGGCGGUUCGGCCGUGAAGGGAGCAAGCACUUCGACCUGUCACUGCGAGGGAGGGUCAUCGUCGGGUUCGCCUUCUGCUACGACGCUACCGACGGCGUCAUCUGCGGCGCCCAGGCGAUCUGGUUGUACGAGAGCGACUCGAAAUCAUGCGUGGAUUUCCAGUUCGCCAAGAAGAUCGGGCAGUGGGAUAAGUUGAUGCGGCAGAUCAUCGUGCCGACAAGAUAUCGGAAAUUCGUUGGCCUCACGGGAUUCCUGAGCUCGGCCGGUUUCAUCGAGACUGUGGGAAUAUUGGAGGAGACGUUCGUCGAAGAGGACGACCACUUUGGCGCUCGAAGCGCUCGAAGCGCUCCUCCCCGCACGCUGCCCUUGACCCACGAAGAGGCAUCGCUAUGGAAAGACCGCAUUCCACCGAGAAGCGUCUAUAUGCACGAGAGGGAGGGCGCGGCUAUCCCGGACUGGAGACUGCGUGGAGCGGAAUGGGAGGUGUGGGAACGCAGUUCUUCCGAAAACGAAUUGGGUCUUCGGUCCAAGUUUCCGUCUUCCAGCAGACUGGAAAGCAUCGUCGGCUACUAUGACCAGCACUUCCUGCGAGGAUUGGAGUUCAUGUAUGUCGACCGCAAUCGCAGGCGGACGUCAUGUCUGCUGGGCGUUCGCGAGGGAGGGAAGGAAGGUGUCUUCGCCGUGGACGAGAAGGAGCCCAUCAUCGCGUCGGUCAUCUCGUUCGGCGAUGAAGGGGUAUAUGGAAUUCUGUUCCUUACCAAGACUGGCCGGAAGAGCCAGGUGUUCGGCCCAAGAUUCCGCGGGACCCAUAAGGUUUUCGCUCCGCAACCCGACUUGAGCAAUCCAGCUGGUCAGUGCGGAAACGAGCACCGCGAGAAUAUCCAUACGAAUAUAGUUGGAGUCCAUGGAAUCUACGAUUAUGAGGAUAAGAGGUUUCUUCAGCUGGGGCUCGCAUUUCUCGAACCAGCAGAGGGGGGUAGCUGCGUUGGCUCGAUCUUCACACAACCCCUGCCGUGUUCGAUUCCUUUCGACGCUAAGGACGAGUCAUUCGAGUCACUCGGUGUGUGGGAAGAUACACCCCCCAACAAGCAUUGGGUUAUCGGUUCCAGCCCGAGUGAUAUCGCUAUCGAUUCUUCGUGCAGGGUUCGCCGACGAAAGCCGUUCAACGACUUUAGCGGUUGGGCGAGUCUGAAAUCGGUAUCUAGGAUUAUCAUCUAUGGAGAGAUGAAGGGAAUCAGGUUCAGCUAUGCGGGAGACGAACCAGAUAUCUUCUUCGGAGACGUGGACGAUGAAUCGGAUACGGUGGUCCAGGAAAUUAAUCAAAGAUCUGGUGAGGAGAUUGUUGGUGUCGCCGUACUUGAAAAUCGGUCCUCAUCAUACGACGACGACGAUGAAGGGGAAGACUCCACCAUCAACUUUCCUGUACCGAUGGAACGGAUAUUUUUUAUUACGAAUUUCGGUGAAGCGGAAAUUUCCUCACCGGUCAAGUGCCGUACCCAGUUCUCGGAGUAUAUUGUCGCCGUUAAAUUCGACUUCAAUCACGAUCAGCUGAUCUCGUGGGCACCGAUCUUCACCACAACUCCCAAAAGAUCUCUUGAGCGGAAGGAGCAAAGAUCUCGUGAGCAAAGGAUGCAGAUAUCUUGUGAGCAAAGGGAGCUCAUCAGGCUUAUCCGGUUCCCUUGGAGGGCUUCUGACCGGAAUAUCAUCGAAGACUUUUACAUCUCAGAAACCGCCUAUGUCGUCUCGACGGUCUUUGACGAGAGUAGUGAGACCGGUCACGUAGAUGCCGUAAAAGCCUAUGUGACGCGGGAAGGACGGUUCUGCGGAUUCAUCUUCCGGCGCAGAGGGAAAUGGCCAAAGGGAGUCUUUGGAGAACGGUCGGCGUUCGAGACAACGUUUGAGCUUUGGGAAGGGGAGCGUUUUGACUCGAUCUUCGUUCCUGAAGUUGAUGGAUGCCGCAGCUCUAGUGCUCUAGCGCUUUCGACGAAUCGUGGCCGAACAACACCAUGGUUUGGAAUUAUUCAGAGUGGUGCUACAGCACUUCACUUGACGCCACCACCAGGGCAUAUCAGUGUGGGACUCUACGGCGCUCAGUUCAAGAAACCCAGCCUCUACGAGCGUAUCCAGUGGAACUUGCUCGGACUUUUAUAUCGCCCCCGGGAGUCUACCUCCGUGUGCGUUGCAUAUUCGGGGACCAGACAAAAUCCCAGCGAGCCAGAAUAUCACACUGAAGAUCCAGCAACCCAUCUGCGCUGGCUCAACGGCUCUCCUUUCCAGACACGGGGCCUAGUCUUCACUCCGUUGCUACAAGGACAUCGGAACCAGCCAUCUCGGGAAAGAUACAGAGGCCAGGCACCCGAAUCGGUCGGGAGAGCGUUUUCGGUAUUCCAGCCCGAAAACUUGCUCCAGAUCCGCGUCUGGUGCUCCCAAGGGAUCUGCAGUAUCCGGCUGCACGGAACGGACGCCAUGGGAGUCAUCACGGUGGGCGACUGGCCCGCGGACGCGGAAGGAGUCAACUUGAGCAGCGAGCGGAAAAUGCUCAUCAACGGCCCCGACGGCGAGCGCAUCUCGCGCAUCAAGGUCGCAUUCCGCAAGCUCGGCUCAGACGAGGAGCGAAUCGUCGGCCUGUCGUUCCACACGACCUUCGGCCGCGAGAAAACCAUCAUCGGCUCGAUGGGCACGGUGCCGUUUGACUGCUUCAAUAAGAGCGUCGCCGCACUGCUGUGUCCUGACGACCAUGAGAUCGUCGGCUUGCACGGCAUCUUUGGCGUCUUUGAUAUUCAUGACCUCGGCUUGGUCGUUAGGAAGGCCACCCCCCCGCUGUGUUCGCCUUGUACCGCACAGACGGCGUUGCAGAUGCAGAUGCAGAUGCAGAUGCAGAUGCAGAAGCAGAAGGGGUGGUGCUGCCAGAUGGCGGCGGCGGUUGCGAGGUAGUUGGUGCUGUGAAGGAUUAUCAUUUAAUUUCGGGGAAUCAUUUUCGGUUGGUUUCCUUGUGUAGGCGGUGGCAUAUUCUGUUUGUUUUGAACUCCCUUGGUUUCUUUCCCACCUUU
Tricharina praecox is the source of this 4911-nucleotide messenger RNA. RefSeq lists its product as uncharacterized. The record is from RefSeq and is a predicted model, not a curated record. The transcript is spliced from 8 exons. Gene Ontology annotation, molecular function: protein binding. Lineage: Eukaryota; Fungi; Ascomycota; Pezizomycetes; Pezizales; Pyronemataceae. Bases 92 to 4795 code for a protein of 1567 amino acids.